AUGACCGCACUUGUAUUAGCACAGAAAAGCCCUCGCGACUCGUUGGUGCGCUACGACCCUCCACAAGACAUCGGGGUUGCCCCUGACCCUCCGGUUGAUCCUGAGGAGGAUGAAUUGGAGUAUCUGGGCAUUGAAGCGACCGACCCGGACAAGGCCAUUGCUGAUGCUAUCGCGGCUCAAUUGACGGAAUCGGCUGAGUUGCCAGCUAUGGAUAGCAAGCCUACUACUAAAGAUGUGUUGCAUAUCCUCCUACCACCACGAGAAUGGUCUGAGAACGGCAGACAUAUCAUGCAGUACGUCAACGAUCAGCCAUCUACUAGGAUGGAUGUGAUAGCUCUGCAGGAAGCCUUGGAUGGUAAGCUUGUGGAAAGGCAAGCUAGAGAGAUUGGGAUUUGCCCGGUUCGGGAGGAGCUCUAUGGUCAAUGCUUUGAUGAGCUCAUCAGACAAGUAACGUUGGAUUGCCCAGAAAGGGGUUUGUUGCUACUGCGAAUCCGCAACGAGAUAAGGAUGACUAUCGCGGCUUACCGCACACUAUACCACUCCUCGGUCGUUUUCGGUACUCGCAAGCAGCUUCAAGGAGAAGAAGGGAAGGAAGAGGCUGAACAGAAGUUGGAGGAACUGAGGGAGAAAAAGAGGGCUCUGGCAGACAAGUUGGCCCAGUUGGAGCGGAGGUGUGAGGCUGUGGAGAGGAGGGAAAAUGAGAGGAAUAGUAUUGAGGCGAAAAGGAGGAAGGAAGAGAUAGACUUUUUGGAGCACCAAGGUCAGCAUUUACGGACCUUUCUGGACGGUCUGGAAAAGUGA
Messenger RNA from Perkinsus marinus ATCC 50983, 801 nucleotides. RefSeq names its product 33 kDa inner dynein arm light chain, axonemal, putative. The record is from RefSeq and is a predicted model, not a curated record. NCBI's taxonomy places the organism in Eukaryota, Perkinsozoa, Perkinsida, Perkinsidae. Gene Ontology annotation, cellular component: axoneme. The coding region runs from base 1 to 801 and encodes 266 amino acids. Gene Ontology annotation, molecular function: dynein heavy chain binding. The transcript has 8 exons.